UGUUCUCCCUCAUAUAUACUCAGGAGACCAUGUGGAUAGGUUCCUCCCUGUCUCUGGCCAGCCUCAGCAGGGUGUUGUCCUAAGAUGCCACGAUGCUGGGCUCUGCAGAGGGGCUGUGCCUAGGGGGGAGAUUUCAGGGCAGGUGCUAGAGGCAGACAUGCGCAGGGUCAGCAGCUAUCCAUCUGUGGGAGCUCAUCAGGAAUUAUGGUGUGUUCCCAGCACUGAGGCUGAAAAGGAAGAAGGGCUGGAGCAUGGCGUCCCAGGCAGCAGAGGAUGGGAAACAGACCUCCUCCGAGGUGGCAGAUGAAUUCAUGAACUGGUACAUUGCGGAGCCUCUAGAGCCUGAGGAGGAGGUGCAGCCAGAGGGGGAGGAGUACCCCUGCCAGCCCAGUGUGUCACCUGUCCUGCACCACGCCUGCCUGGCCUCGCUGUCACUCCUGGUUCUCUUGCUGCUGGCCUUGCUGGUGAGGCGUCGCAGGCUUUGGCCACGAUGUGGUCACCGCAGGCCCGGACUGCCCAGCCCUGUGGAUUUCUUAGCCGGGUACCGAUCCUGGACAGUGCCCACUGCUGUCUUUGUGGUCCUCUUCAGCAAUCUGUGCCUGCUGCUGCCUAAUGAGGAGCCACUGCCUUUCCUGGGACUCAAGGAAGAUUCCAGCCUAGACGAGGAGACAGAGACAUCAAGAGGGCCCUGGAUGCUACUGGCCCUGGUCUACUAUCCAGUCCUUUACUACCCUCUGGCUGCUUGUGCCACGGCCGGGCACAGGAGUGCAUACUUAUUGGGUACUGUGCUUUCCUGGGCUCACUUUGGAGUUCAGGUCUGGCAGAGAGCUGAGUGUCCUCAGGACUUCAAGAUCUACAAGUACUACUCCUUGCUGGCCUCCUUGCCUCUGUUCCUGGGCCUGGGGUUCCUGAGCCUCUGGUACCCAGUGCAGCUGGUGCAGAGUGUCCGUUACCGGAUGGGAGCAGGAUCUCAGGGGCUGCAGACCAGCUACUCUGAGGAGUAUCUGAGGGCCCUCCUCUGCCCAAAGAAGCUGGACAGCCGCUCCCGCCCCAUCUCCAAGCAUAGCUUCCUGUCUUGGGCCUGGGCCUGUUUCCAACACUCCAUCUAUACUCCACAGCCAGGGUUCCACCUGCCCUUGAAGCUGGUGAUCUCAGCCACUCUGACAGGAACAGCCACUUACCAGGUGGCCCUGCUGCUGGUGGUGAGCGUAGUGCCUACUAUCCAGAAGGUAAGGGCAGAGAUCACCACAGAAGUCUCCUACCUGCUGGCUGGCUUUGGGAUCGUGCUCUCCAAGGACCGGCAGGAGGUGGUAAAACUGGUGAAGCAUCACUUGUGGGCUUUGGAAGCAUGUUACAUCUCGGCUCUGGUCUUAUCCUGCUCAUUGACCUUCCUGCUCCUGAUCCGCUCCCUGGGCACUCACAGGGCUAAUCUUCAAGCACUGCACCGAGGGGCUUCCCUGGACCUGGGCCCCCCACUUCAGAGCACUCACCCCUCUCGUCAAGCCAUAGUCUGCUGGAUGAGUUUCAGCGCCUAUCAGACAGUCUUCAGCUGCCUCGGGCUCCUGGUGCAGCAGGUCAUCUUCUUCUUGGGGACCACCAUCCUGGCCUUCCUGGUGCUUAUGCCUUUGUUCCAUGGCAGGAACCUCCUGCUCCUCCAAUCCCUGGAAUCCACGUGGCCCUUCUGGUUGACUUUGGUCUUGGCUGUAAUCCUGCAGAACAUAGCAGCUCACUGGAUCUUCCUGGAGACUCGCCAUGGUUACCCAGAACUGACCAACAAGCGCAUGCUCUGUGUAGCCACUUUUCUUCUCUUCCCUAUCAACAUGCUGGUGGGCAUGGUAGUGGUCAUCUGGCGGGUGAUUCUCUCUUGUGUGUACAACACUGUUCACCUUGGUCAGAUGGACCUCAGCCUGCUGCCACAAAGAGCUGCUUCCCUGGACCCAGGCUAUCGCACAUACCGAAACUUCCUGAGGAUUGAGGCCAGUCAGUCACAUCCAGCAGUCAUAGCGUUCUGCACCCUGCUCCUGCAUGCGCCAAGUCCACAGCCCCGGCCCGCACUGGGCCCCCAGGAUGGCCUCAGACAAGCAGAGGAAGAAGAAGGGAUGCAAUUGUUACAGACCAAGGACCUGCUGGCCAAGAGAGCAGGACCCAAGGGCAGCCAGAGUAGGGCCCGUUGGGGUCUGGCCUACACGCUGCUACACAACCCAAGUCUGCAGGCCUUGCGGAAGUCAGCCCUAAAUGGUGCCAAGGCCAAUGGCACCCAGCCCUGAGGGUGAGGAAAGCCAUGCCACCCUGCUGUAUGUGCUGAGGCACAUUCCUGUCUACCAUACUCCCUCCCGUCGUCCAUGUCAGCAUUCCCCCUCCCCCAGUGGCAACUCUGUCAGCCAGCAGAUCCCUGCGGGAUCAGGAGACUGGAGUCACUGUGUCUACACCACCAGCCUCAAGAGGACAUUGAGGACGUUGGUCUGUGCUUGUCCACCAGGCUACCAGCUAGGGCUCUAGAGAAACCAGAUGGUGGGCUCUCAUUCUUGGAACUGGCAGAACAGGGGUGGCCACAUUUAGGCCUCUCCUUCCGGCACUGGCUCUGCCCUCAGCUUGCCUGCUGGGCCUCACUGAGGCCCCUCUUGCUCACUGCUGAGGACGAAAGGUCUGGAUAUCUCCCAUCCCAGCUGGCCCCACCUCGGUCCCAACCCUCCCAGCCUGAAGGUGGAGCCUGUGUGGGUUUCUUCUCUGCCCCAGAUUUCUCCUUCCUCUCUCUUCUUACCACCCUUCCCUGUGCAGCCAAAUCAGACUCCAAGAGGCCCCACUGAGCUGCCAACUCCAAGAGCUACAUAUUUUUGUAGUUUUAAUGCCGUUAGUUGUCAUGAAAGAAGUUAGUGUGUUUUUGGUAAUAAAUGUGCCCUGAGGAACAUUCCUCCUUAUGGGGGAGGGCUCUCAGGAGAAUCACCUACACUGUCA
Messenger RNA from Mesocricetus auratus (golden hamster), 2955 nucleotides. It is a transcript of the gene Stra6, whose product is annotated as signaling receptor and transporter of retinol STRA6. NCBI's taxonomy places the organism in Eukaryota, Metazoa, Chordata, Mammalia, Rodentia, Cricetidae. Gene Ontology annotation, biological process: vitamin A import into cell. Bases 252 to 2267 code for a protein of 671 amino acids. Gene Ontology annotation, cellular component: plasma membrane. The transcript has 19 exons. Gene Ontology annotation, molecular function: signaling receptor activity; retinol transmembrane transporter activity. The record is from RefSeq and is a predicted model, not a curated record.